Messenger RNA from Anastrepha obliqua, 1884 nucleotides. RefSeq names its product glutactin. The transcript is spliced from 6 exons. NCBI's taxonomy places the organism in Eukaryota, Metazoa, Arthropoda, Insecta, Diptera, Tephritidae. The record is from RefSeq and is a predicted model, not a curated record. Bases 1 to 1884 code for a protein of 627 amino acids.
AUGUUUUGCAAAAUACUUGUUGGUUCCUGUGCGGGAUCUGCCGAUGCUGCUUUAUAUCGACAGCAAGUUCAAAUAUCUAUUGCAACUUUACUUUUAUUAUUCGGUGUUUGUUGGGCACAAUUUGACGAAGAAAAGGAUACCAUUAUAGACUUACCGAAAUUAGGCACCAUUCAAGGGAAAACUAUUGAAACGGCUUGGUCUAAGCGGCAGGUGCUACAGUUUGUGGAUAUUAGAUAUGCAGAGCCUCCCACCGGAAAGUAUAGAUUCAAGCCUCCACGACCUGUAGAGCCCUGGGAUGAUGUUAUGGAUGCCACAGCUGAGAAAAUCGGUUGCCCUUCAGUUGUUUCCAUGGAAUCUUUAAAGAAGCUGGAUGAUGUGCUGGAUAUAGAAGACUGCCUAACCUUGACUAUAUCCACGCCCAACGUCACCGGUCGCUAUCCAGUUCUGGUUUACGUACAUGGCGAAUAUUUAUUUGAAGGCAGCAAUGCUGAGGCACCGCCUGAUUAUUUACUGGAAAAAGAUAUUGUACUGGUAGCGCCACAGUACCGAUUAGGACCAUUCGGCUUUCUAUCAACAAAAACUGAAGAUAUACCUGGCAACGCAGGAGUCCUGGAUAUAUAUUUGGCAUUACAGUUCAUUAAACAUUUUAUCAAAUAUUUUGGGGGUGAUGAGAAUCGUGUGACAAUAGCGGGUCAAGUGGGUGGAGCAGCAAUCGCACAUUUACUUGCCAUUUCACCAAUGGUGCAACAAGGGCUUUUCCAUCAGGUUAUAUAUCACUCAGGCUCCGCGUUGAUGCCUAUUUUUCUGGAAGAAAAUCCCAGGCAACAUGCUCAGGAAAUCGCCGAGAAGGCCGAAUGCCAAAUGAAAACGGUGCGGGAUUUAAAUGAAUGUUUAAUGGAUUUGUCACCACUAGAAUUACUGAGUGCAUUCAUGACGCAUGCACUCGAAAAAUCCGAUUUGGGUGUUGGACACACGGGUGGCAUUCAAUUCACGAUUGGCGGACCAAGUGGCGUUUUGCCCGAGCACCCUUAUGAUCUUAUGCUGAACUCAAACUUUUCCUACCCAGCAAUGGGUGGCUGCCCAAGGAAUGUUGGUUCACGAGUUUUGAACGAAAUUGUUGAAAACGACUUUGAGGGCAUCAUACCAGACGAUAAAUAUAGAGCUUAUGAUUAUAUUGAUCAUGUCAUUCGCCAAGUCGUGGGCACUGAUAGAACGAUGAUUUUGACAAGUUUCGUGACCCACGAUUUUUUCAAUAGGAAGUUAAUGGAAAACGGUACUUUCAGUACUUUAAUACCACGAUUAAUCGACGUUGGUGGUACUUUAAUGCAUAAAUUACCGGUUUUACUGGCACUCAAUAUGAAUAAUAAACAUGUUCCGGACAAUACAUUCCUAUAUUCUUUCGAUUAUAUGGGUGAAUUCAAUCGGUAUCGAGAUCUGGAUGAGGAGACUAACAUGCAGAGUCCUUUUAAAGCCGGAGUCUCUCUAACAGAUGAAGCACUCUAUCUCUUUCCCUACCCGCAGCAUGUCACUAACUUGAGUUCGCCCGAUAUAUCAAUGGCUAUGCGUAUGGUGGAUCUAUGGUCUUCGUUCGUGAUUAACGGGAAUCCCUUUAGCGACUUGCGCGCAGGAUAUUGGCCACCGAUGACCACGUUGUAUGGUCCAUACAUGAAAAUAGACGAUACAUUAACGGUCAGCGGAAAUUAUUUCAAAGAGUUCUCAGCAACGCUAAUAGACGAGGAAAAUGGUCAUAGUCUAGUGCGUGAAAGUUAUUACCUGCGCAACAAACUCGCCAAAAGACGGCGAAAAGUUAAACGCAAUAGGCGAAGAAAAUUGAAUGGCAAGUUUUUAUUGAAGCGGUCAUAUAUUUCCAAAAUUCGUAAAUAG